Molecule: messenger RNA, 691 nt
Organism: Dioscorea cayenensis subsp. rotundata (Guinea yam)
Lineage: Eukaryota; Viridiplantae; Streptophyta; Magnoliopsida; Dioscoreales; Dioscoreaceae
Product: probable nucleoside diphosphate kinase 5
Biological process (GO): CTP biosynthetic process; GTP biosynthetic process; UTP biosynthetic process
Molecular function (GO): nucleoside diphosphate kinase activity
Source: RefSeq, a predicted model, not a curated record
AUGAAUUCGAUCGCUGUUUCGCUGCUCAUCUUCUCUUCUCUCCUGAUUCUCAGUUAUAUAUGUAAUGCGGAUUCGGAGAAAGAGAGGACAUUGGCAAUGAUCAAACCUGAUGGUUUGCUUGGUAACUAUACUGAUGAUAUAAAGAAGACAAUUAUAAGAUCAGGAUUUGGUAUAGUAAGAGAGAUGAUGAUUCAGCUAGAUGAAGAAAAAGCGAAGCUCUUUUACGCUGAACAUUCGGCGAAAAGUUUCUUCCCUGACCUUGUUAGAUAUAUGAUGAGUGGUCCAGUUCUUGUUAUGGUUAUCGAGAAGUAUAAUGCAAUCUCUGAUUGGCGCUCUUUAAUUGGACCGACUGAUGCAAAACAGGCCAAAAUUUCUCAUCCUAACAGCAUUAGAGCUAUGUGCGGGUCGAGCACUGAAAGGAAUUGUGUCCAUGGUUCGGAUUCUCGCCUAUCUGCUGCACGAGAAAUUUCAUUUUUCUUUAAAGAUAUAUCUGCAGAAGCUUUAAAGCAUGAUGAACUCUAAACACUCACAUCAGAUGUUCUUUCAAGCUCACUGGACUUUCAGUUAUUUUUAUUUACAUUGUGUUACUGACAAUGUAUUUUUUUUUCUAUAAUUUAUUUAAAUCAAAGUUGUUGUAAAUCAAGACAGUUUUGUUACUCCUUUUUUUUGUUGUCUUAUAAUAUUUAAAUCA